This is a messenger RNA of Sycon ciliatum, 2225 nucleotides long. Its product is annotated as piggyBac transposable element-derived protein 4-like. Bases 210 to 2225 code for a protein of 671 amino acids. Lineage: Eukaryota; Metazoa; Porifera; Calcarea; Leucosolenida; Sycettidae. The record is from RefSeq and is a predicted model, not a curated record. The transcript is spliced from 2 exons.
CGACCGUCGUACUAGUACGACGCUGUAGAGCGAAGCUGCCUAUCGUGAUCGUGGGGUCCGUAUCGAGUCCCAGUGGCUCUGUCGUGGACCGCUGGCUGUUCGCGGGCUGCUGGGGGCUGCCUGGAACCGGCACGUGAUUCGAGGCGGGAAAAAUCGAACGAAAGGAGACGCACGGGGAAUAGUUUCAGGCGAGAACAUUUUGGUUGAAAAUGCUGCGCCGCGCGAGAGGAAGAACUGUGGACGAAGCGCUCCACGAGCUGUUUCUGAGUUCAGACAGCGAUGUGGAGCCGUCAGUGAGUAGCGACAGCGACGAGGAGGGUCUAUGGACGCCAGCAAGGGCCAGAGUUCAGAACGAAACUGCGCCUGAUGUGAGUGGCGGAGCAAGCGCCAGUGUCGAUGAGUACGUCGCGGAGCACGCGGACAUCGAUGUUGCGAAUGAAGCGCAGCCGGCGGACGUCCGUGACAGCAGUAGCAGCAGUAGUACUAGUGGCACGGAGAGCGACGAUGAUGAACAGGCGUCCGAGAGGUCGCAUGUCCACAUCCAGGAGCAGCUUGCCGCAGGAGACGAUGGGAGCGAAGGGCAAUGGAAGAUGGAAGAAAACCAGCCCUUGCAAGACUCGUUCACUGCCCAGCCCGGUAUCAAGGUGCCAGUGCCAGAAAAUGCUGAGCCAUAUCAUUAUUUUUGCCUGUUUUUUACUUUACAAUUUUGGCAAUUGCUCUGCACUGAGACCAAUCGAUUUGCCCAGCAAUAUCUAAAUGCACACCGUGACACACUCCCAGCUCGUAGCAGAUUUAGGAAAUGGGUAGACGUUAGCGUACAAGAAAUGAAAGUGUUCUUUGCUCUAUUUUUGCUGAUGGGAUUUAUUUGGAAGCCAGAAAUCGAUCUCUAUUGGAACAGGAACCCUCUGAUUUUCACCCCUUUAUUCCCCGCCUCGAUGAAGCGCGACCGAUGGAUGUGUAUUGCAAGUUUUCUGCACUUUGCAAACAAUGAAGACGAGACGGCUAGAACCGACAAGCUUAGGAAAAUUCGGCCGUUGAUUACAUUUUUCCAGGAUAAAUUUCAGACCGUGUACAUUCCGUAUAAACAUAUCUCUAUUGAUGAAGAAUUAGUGCCAUGGAAGGGUAGACUAGAUUUUAGGCAGUUUAUACCCUCGAAACGAGCAAGAUUUGGUGUCAAGAUAUAUGCUCUGUGUGAGUCUAGUGGUUAUAUGUCUAACUUUUUUGUUUAUGUUGGCCGAGAUGAUCAUGCCUAUCAGCCUGGCUUAGUAGAGAAAGUCGGCAAAUCUGGUGCCGUAGUUGUCCAUUUAUUAGAUCCAUUAUUUUUAGACAAAGGCUACAACGUAUACAUAGAUAACUUUUAUUCUAGUAUUGAGCUGGCUGAAUACUUGGAGACCAGGAAGACCGGAGUGUGUGGAACAAUUAGAAAGAAUAGGCGUGGCCUUCCAAAGCGGUUGGUGAACCUCAAGUUGAAGAAACGCGGAUCGUUUGCAUAUCGUACAAUGGGCAGUAAAUUAUUUGUAAAACUAUCGGACACCAAAGAAGUAUAUUUUCUCACCAAUUUGUUCAAGCCUAAUGUUAUUGCAACGAAUAAACGCGACCGCACCAGGAAACGGGUUCACAAACUCAACCUUGUUCACCAAUACAAUCAGUACAUGGGCGGUGUGGAUCGCAAUGAUGCUCUUCUGUCGUACUACAGUGCAUUGAGAAAAUCCAUGAAGUGGUACAAAAAAAUAGGUGCACAUUUUAUCGAAGAAGCAUUAUUGAAUUCAUAUAUAUUAUAUAAAAAGUCCAAGAGUAUGCCACACCAUGAAUAUGUUAUAUCUGUAUUAUCUGCAUUGCUUGCGGAUGGCACGGGUCCCGCCGCUGCUGAUGAUGUUGCUGUUGCCAACCCUGCUCCUGCGGAUGCUGCUGGCCCUGUACCUACCACACCAGUUGUCCCUGCUGCUGCUGCCGCUGCUACUGCCACACCUGCUACUCCUGCCACUCCUGCCACUGCUCGUGGCCUAGUUGUGUCCUCCAGGCUUGGUGGGCGCAAGGGUCACUACCCCGCACCCGUACCUGCCUCUUGCGGCAAGCCUGAGGGCAAGUCGCAGCGCCGGUGUGUCGUAUGCUCCCACAAUGGGGUUAGAAAAAUGGUCACAAUCUGCUGCCUGGACUGCGUGGACAUGCCUGGCCUAUGUGCCACUCCAUGUUUCAGAAUUUAUCACACAUGCGAGAAGUUUUAA